AUGGAGUCCGUGAGUGCGGGUAGCGUGCAGGCAAUCACGGGCGCUAUUUUGUCGUACUCCUCUUCGGCGAGCGCUCCAAAUCUAGACCCUUUCGCCUUUAAGGAGGCUGCCCUCGCUCGUCUCAGGAAUGUGGCGGAGCCCCCGCAGCACCUGAUCGACAUCCCGCCUUCGUACGACCCGCAGUGCGAGCGGCUUAUACGUCCGCGGCCGCGCGCCGAGGGAUCGCUCCGCUGCGUGGUCCGGCUCCAGCCUCGAGAGAAAGACGUGCUCAUGCACGUCGAGGACGGCAAUGUCCUGCUGCUCGUCGCUCGGAAGGAGGGCAAGCACUGGCGGAUAGGCGAGCGAGACAGUCCCGCCUCGCCCUCCUCCCGCCUCCGGCCGACGCUCCCUCCUCCCGUGUCGGCCGCAGGAGCCGACCGUGCCUUUGCUUCGGCGAGCGCACUUGUGCAGCUGACGACGUGUGGCGGAGGCGCCUACUCCGUCGAGAGGGUCAACACGAUGGCUGCGCUGCUCCCCUUGGACGAGUCGGCCGAGGCGCGGGACGGCAGCGGGCGCGAGUGGCUGCCAGGGGAGGCCGAGUGCGCUGCUGCGCCAGAGAGGCCGCCGGGCGAGCUGCGAUCGCAGCUGCACGACGCGCUCGUCGGCCAGCCGACGCCAGGAGCCACUUUGCUGAUGACGAAGCUGCCUCGAUGGAACCCCUCAACGGACGCUUUCGAGCUGCCCUUCCACGGGCGCGCCAACCUGGCCUCCGAGCGCAACUUCCAGCUGGUCACCGCACUGCGAGGCAAGGUUGCCGCGGACGCGCCCAUCGUGCUGCUGCACGGAAAGUUGGACGAGGCGACGUACUCGCUCGACUUUCGCUACCCGCUCUCGCCCUUGCACGCCUUUGCCCUCGCGCUUGUCACUUGGGGCUGGUGACGUCUCGGAAUCUCGCUUGAGCGGCGGGCGGGACCCGCCGCGUCGCGCGUGCGGCGUGGAGUCCCGCGGCGCGCGAGAGCGGCGAGAGGCGCCUGCGUCUUUUUUCGAAUGCGUAACACUUUUUUGUU
Molecule: messenger RNA, 1046 nt
Organism: Emiliania huxleyi CCMP1516
Lineage: Eukaryota; Haptophyta; Isochrysidales; Noelaerhabdaceae
Exons: 6
Coding region: 1-918 (305 amino acids)
Source: RefSeq, a predicted model, not a curated record